AUGAAAUUAAUUCUUUUGUUAUUCUUCUUGAAUAAUGUCUGCGGAUCAAUAUUGGACGUCUUCCGAAGCAUUGGCAUCGAAUAUGAAGUCUACGGAGAAGGAAGACUAAUUCCAGAAAAGCAGCACUGCAAACCAUAUACCCUUGACAUGAACGAAUUUGUCAACAGUUUGAAUACGAACGAGAUGAGCGAAUAUGGACGCGAAAUUCUUAAGAGUCGAAUCUACUCAAGCUUCAAGACAAUUUGCGAAAGUUUUAAUAUCACGACGGAUUCAAAAGGAGCUCCUGCUACACUCACAACAGUUCCCUCGAAGAUCCACAUGAGAUUCAUGGAUCGUUUCGAGUUGGCAUGGAAUACGCUCAAGUUUGAAAGAGAUCUGAAGUCGUUGUUCCUUGAGAAUAAAAUAAACAACCCAUUCCUCGAUGGUAUUAGUAAGGAAACGAUUGCCGCGUCCGGAUCAACUGAUGUUCUUGACUUUGCUCAUCGAACAACCGUUUUCCCGAAGAAGUGCAAUGUUGAGCAAAUGACAGUUGAGACGAAUAUUUGCUUCAACAUCUCCGAAAUUCCGCAGUCAGGAAUGGUCUACGCUCUUGCUCAUGCCGGCGAAUUCCUUCACAACGAAGACGUGUAUGCCUAUUACGAAAUUCCGGAAUUCGUUCUUAUCACUCCACAAUCGGUCAUCCCAGUUGAUCUUGCCAAGUGCAAAGUCUUGUUCGGCACCUACAUCUACUGUUUCGAAGAACUCGACACCCAAUGUGAUGUUCGUUCUCUUUCCGACUGUCCGAUUUACGCGUACAAAUCAGACGAGGAAUUUGUCCUUCGCCGCAACUUCGGAACAGCCCACAUAUACGCGACUACGGAAACUGAGCUCGAUUUGAUGCAAAAUGGAACGAAGAUGGAUGUUCCAGGACGAAUUUUUACCGUCCGCAUGAGUUUUGGAGUCAAAGACGAUUCAGAUGUCGAUAUUGGGAUCACACCUCAUAUGGAUGUGGAAAAAUCACAAUUUGCUCCACUACUUCCAGAAUCACUUGCAGUUCUCAAAAGAGAUAAGAAAACACGGCUUUUCAUGACCCAAAAGAGAGGAACGAAUAUGCUUAGUCAUAAGCAUUACGAUCAGGGCGCCUGGGAUGCGGUUCGAAGUUUCUUCGACCGCUUCAUCUAA
Caenorhabditis bovis is the source of this 1161-nucleotide messenger RNA. The record is from the annotation of a GenBank genome assembly. NCBI's taxonomy places the organism in Eukaryota, Metazoa, Nematoda, Chromadorea, Rhabditida, Rhabditidae.